GAGAGAGAGAGAUCGAUCUUGAAGACCCACUUCCCACUGAGAGUUGCUCUGUGUGUGUGUGUCUUAAGUAAUAAAAUGGUUGCGAGAACCCCACCAAAGCAGAGGAAAAUGGUAGCCCCUCUCAAUCCUCUUCUCCUCAGGGAAACAGUGAAGAAGGUGGAUAGAUGCAUGGCUCGGUUGCAGGAGCUGCAGUACACAGUUUCGGGCGGUACGAAGGUGAUUUCUGGAGUGAGUCUCAGCCCAAGGAGCACUCGAGGUUAUCUCAGGACUAGCCUCCGAUGUAAACAAGAAACUGCGAGGAUUAAAGGUUCAGCCCCUAGAAAAUCUCCUGUUGGCAAGUUUCCUGCAAAUGCAGGAGGGGAGUGGCAGAGAAUGUCGCUGCCUGCAAUGCUGGUCGACGAAACAGUUGGAGAAAUCCUACAAGCAAGUAAGUUUGCAAGAGAAAUAAUAGCAGCAGUUGGUAAAAAACCCCAGAAAACCACUUCAGAAGACCCCAAAACCCCAAUGACACAACAGAGGAAACAGAGGCAAAACCCCGAAAACACAGAGCUCAGAGCCAGAAGAAAGAAGGAGAAGCACAACAAGUCUCAAUCCACUCGAUCAGAAUCUGGUUCGCCGAUACUCCAACGGGCUCGUUCCAGGAUCAAUUUCAAGGUCUCACCUCCACACAAGAGGGAAAUGGAGAAAGAAAACAACAGAUACUUGGCAAAUCGAGUGUCUCCGAAAAAUAGGCCAUGGGCUAAAAAAAGUGUGUUGUUUCCCAACCCCUUGUUUUCGGCUUCGGAUUCUUCUCAGCAGCAGAAGUUCUGCAGAACAAGAUCACCAGUCAUUGGUAGAAAUGAUGGCAGUAAUAAUAGGCCACGGAUUCAUACGCCGCACAAGUUCUUGAUCAAGUCCCCGCCUUCUGCUUCGAAGUUUCCUUCAUCUUCCAAGUUUCAGAUCAAGAUCAGGAGCCCUCCAUUGGUUUCUUCUCUGUCUCCAACGAAAGCCAAGAAGUCACCAAAGAUGUCGACUGCCUCAAAACUUCGCAGGUCAUUUUCUCCUUCGAGAUUGGCAACUAGGUUGGUGUCUCCAUUGAAGAGCAGAAAGAGUUUGCAGAAGAGUAGCGAGGGAGGACUAGUAAUGCAUGGUUUGAAACAGCGUCCAACGUCCUCGAUUCCAAUGGGAAUUUCAGCUCGGAGAAUUUGAGAAAUUGGCUUGGUUUGAUUCUUUUAUACCAGAUAUUUUCUUGAUGUCCAUAGUUUCGAAUUUUCAUUGUUCAAUUUUUUUCUUAUGGGUGCGAAUUUGUCUUUCCAUUUUUCAACUAUGUUAGAUCAAAUUUUCUUUCCUUUC
Molecule: messenger RNA, 1332 nt
Organism: Pyrus x bretschneideri (Chinese white pear)
Lineage: Eukaryota; Viridiplantae; Streptophyta; Magnoliopsida; Rosales; Rosaceae
Product: probable microtubule-binding protein TANGLED
Exons: 4
Coding region: 76-1188 (370 amino acids)
Biological process (GO): regulation of phragmoplast microtubule organization
Molecular function (GO): microtubule binding
Source: RefSeq, a predicted model, not a curated record